Molecule: messenger RNA, 955 nt
Organism: Aplysia californica (California sea hare)
Lineage: Eukaryota; Metazoa; Mollusca; Gastropoda; Aplysiida; Aplysiidae
Product: N-lysine methyltransferase KMT5A-A
Exons: 6
Coding region: 233-955 (240 amino acids)
Molecular function (GO): protein binding
Source: RefSeq, a predicted model, not a curated record
AGUACUACUUUCAAGUGAAGAGUAUCAGGAUUUGCUGAGUAAUUUUGGUCUUAUAUAUGAUAUAUAUUAUGUCUUGACUGUUUGAACUUCUUGCUGUAUCUUUGCUGUUGCCAGGCUCUGCAUCCACCCAAGAGACGUGGGAAUCCGUCCACAUAGUAACAGAGACGCUUGGAUUACUUGGCUUGAAGAACAGUCUUUGAGACAUUGAUCAGCUGAAGGGAAAUCUUUAGCCAUGUCUCGUCUUCACAGGAAACCUCAGCUAACUCGAGUGGAGAAAUUAAUCAACGGUUUAACAAAAGGACUUUCGGACAAAAGAUUUGUGGUGAAGGAGGUUGCUGGCAAGGGGAGAAGUGUGUUUCUCUGUGUGCCCUUUAUACGUAAAGAUGCCUUUGUCUUGGAGUAUGAGGGAGACUAUAUAUCAGAAAAGGAAGCCUCGCAACGGGAGAAAAUCUAUGCCGCAAAUAACGAAGGAAGCUUUAUUUUGAACUUCAGAUUUAUGGGAAAAAAGAUGGCAAUUGAUGCCACUCGCCGGUUCGACUCCUUCAGUCGUCUGCUGAAUCACUCCAUUCGUCCAAACAUCCGAUUUCAUCCUCCUCUGGUCACCGAUGUUGUCUCGGGGGUGCCCCGGAUUGCAGCUUAUGCCCUGCGGGAUAUCCACAAAGGAGAGGAAUUGACCAUGGACUAUGGCAUCGAAAGAGGAAAUAUGUCUUGGCUUCAUUGUGAGGGAAGUGCCCACUUAAGUUCUAUUGACCUUAGCUCAGAGAUGGAACCCAACGACGACACUCUUCCAGACUGCGACAUGUCUUUUUCAGUAUUUCAACCAUUGCUGUCUCCCAGAGAUUCGUCGAGCAAAUGUGUUUCACCUUCUUCCUUCUCAAGCAACAACAGUUUUACCCCUUGCAUGAUGGAGGAGCAGAGAUCAUUUCUGAACAAUAUGCUUUAUGAAGUUUUAUGA